AUGGCGCCGGCAGCGGCUCCCCUCAGCCGCGCCGCAAGACCGUGGCGGGAACGGGGGGAGGAAGAAGGGAGGGCGUCGCCUCGCGCCCGCCCCUUGCGCUCCCUCCCUCCCUCCCUCGCGCGGCGCCGCCAUCUUGCAAGCGGAGAACCGGAGGGGCUGAGCUCUGCCGCUGCCUCUGCCUCUCCCCUUCCCCUCCGGCCGGGCUGCCUUCUCCCGGGGCCGGGGGGCCGGAGCCGGCAGGGAAGGCCUCAGAAAUUCAGAAAGGGGCACGGCCGCCCGCUCGCUCAGCCCCCUUCAGCCGGCGGUGUGAGGGCAGGACAUCCCUCUUCCCCAGCGAUCUCUCCCCACACAGGAUUCCGCCGCCUGAGAAAGGGGCUUCGUCGCCCUCCCCUCAGGGGUCCUGUGGGAGCGGGACCCUCUCCUGGGCGGCCCAUCUCCGGGGUGGCCGGGGGCUCCUCGCUGGCCCUACAGAUGAAGGGGAGCGGCGUGCUCACUCCCACGCUGAGGGCUGCGGCGUGCCCAGGCCUCUCCCCUGAGAGGAAGGAAGGGAUCCUCAGGUACCCUGGGGUGCCUGGGCGGGCUUCCCCGCCCAGGGCGUGUGUAACCCACCUGGAACAGCUGAAGGACUUGUAG
Messenger RNA from Phaethon lepturus (White-tailed tropicbird), 633 nucleotides. Its product is annotated as protein transport protein Sec24-like CEF. Lineage: Eukaryota; Metazoa; Chordata; Aves; Phaethontiformes; Phaethontidae. The record is from RefSeq and is a predicted model, not a curated record. Bases 1 to 633 code for a protein of 210 amino acids. The transcript has a single exon.